Messenger RNA from Zophobas morio, 2084 nucleotides. Its product is annotated as endothelin-converting enzyme-like 1. Gene Ontology annotation, cellular component: plasma membrane. Lineage: Eukaryota; Metazoa; Arthropoda; Insecta; Coleoptera; Tenebrionidae. The coding region runs from base 1 to 1770 and encodes 589 amino acids. The record is from RefSeq and is a predicted model, not a curated record. Gene Ontology annotation, biological process: protein processing. The transcript has 19 exons. Gene Ontology annotation, molecular function: metalloendopeptidase activity.
AUGGUAGGUUCAAGAGCUGCAAAAAUAGGAAAAAUCGCCUUAAUCUGGACACGUGCGAUGAACGUUACUAAUAUUGAGUUAGAUGGGUUGACCUCGAUAACGGACUUAUUUGAAGAUCUCGAUAGCAUUUCCUCUCUCACUGAUUUCGUAAAAUUUGUAGCCAAAGCACACAGAAACGGCGUCGAAAUAUUUUUUAGGUGCACGGCUGACACGAAUCCCCACGAUAGUCAAACAACCAUUCCGUGGAUCCACGAAGGGAAGCUCAGUUUACCAAAAGACUACUACCUCGAUCCAGACCACAAGGAGAUCCGCAACGCUUAUGUCGCCUACAUUAGUGAGGUUCUUAGCUUGGCUGAACUGAGGAAUGGCGAUUCGGUUGCACAAGAGAUAAUACAGCUGGAAACAGAAAUUGCUAAUUAUACGCUAUCAAAACUCGAGAAACAGCAAUUUAAAAAGAACUUUCAUUUAAAAACGCUUGACCAGCUCCCUUCCAGUUGGUUGUGGCAAGAAUACUUUGAAACUUUAGGUGAGGGCUACCUUGAGUACAGUAGGAUUAGUGCACUGUGUGUCAUAAAUCCAACAUUUCUGGAGUUUGUUAGCGGCCUUCUGGGGGAGAAGCUUAAUCGCUUAGAGUUGAUUCAGAAAUACGCUAAAUGGAAGAUACUUCUUACUUUCUCCCCUUUUCUCACGAAGGCUUUUUCUGCUGCGCAUUUCCGGUUUUUUGGGGAAAAACUAAGGGGUCAACCGGAGCCCGAGGAACGCUGGGUGUGGUUACUAGGUUAUUUAAAUCAGCACGCUGGCCAUCUACUUGGGAAACUGUACUGUGAUGCGUGCUUUCCCUCGUCCUCCAAGGAGCACGUGAUGGAAAUAGCAAGGACCGUCAUCGAGGAGCAGAAAAAAUUAAUUUCUGAAGUUGAGUGGAUGGAAGACAACACUAAGGCCCAUGCUCACGAGAAGUUGAAUAACCUUUUGCUAAAAGUUGGUUGCCCAGAUAAUUAUGAAGACUACAGCACCUUCACACCCUCUAAAAAAGACAGUUUUGUAGCCAUCAUUCGCCAGCUUUCUGUGUUCAACAUGAAAACGAACUUACUUCUUGCAAAUAAACCCACGGAUCGAGAAAAAUGGUUGGUGGCGCCUCAAGAAGCCGAUGGCUUUUACCACAUCUUUAGGAACGAGCUCAUUCUUCCCGCGGGUAUUCUGCAAGGCUUUUUUUACGACCCGGAUAGAGACCUUUGCGCCAACUACGGAGCUAUUGGAGCGGUGAUCGGCCACGAAUGCAUACACGGAUAUGAUGAGAGUGGAAAGGAGGUAAACUCUAGAGGAAAUAUGGUUAAUUGGUGGUCCUACGCAGAUACUAUAAGGUAUAAAAGGCGUGUGCAAUUAAUUGUAGAGCAGUAUUCCUCGAUAGAAGUUACUGAGAACCACUUUAUAAACGGCCAACUCACUGUGGGUGAGAACAUUGCCGACAUUGGAGGACUCAAAUGCGCCUACCACGCUAUGCAGACUGCUCUUAAAAAGCACCCGGAGGCGAACAGAAUUCUAGAUAAUUUUACUCCUGAGCAACGGUUUUUCGUCUCAUGGUGCCAGCUUGCCAGAGAAAAGUCUCGGGAAGCUUUCUUAAUUCACGGGCUCAAUGUAAGUCAGCAUUCACCCUUAAGAAUACGGGCAACUCAGCCACUGAAAAACUUGGAGGAAUUUUACCAGGCUUUUAACGUUAAAGAAGGAGAUGAAAUGUUUCUUGAGGAGGAUCUAAGAGUUAAUAUUUACUAAACUAUUAAGCACAACAACAUAAUGAGGCGGAUUUCCUUAUCUGGAAAUCUAGAAAGCUACUUUUACUCUUUAGCUAAUCAUUAAAGAGCGAGAUUUGUCCUUCUCCCGGGUUUAGGGUUUGUAGUAGCCUAGUGACUAGUAGCAUUGCCGCGCAUACUCGUGGCUGGGGAUUCCAUCCCCACCAACCCGACUUUCUUUUCGGUCUUUGCUGGUUUUACAUUUAACUCGCCCCCAUAAAUUUUGAAUUACCCAGUGUUCUACUCGCAGGCGGAAAAAUUGGUUUUAUCUUUAGGUAAAAGCUUAAACUAUGUUUA